Molecule: messenger RNA, 1440 nt
Organism: Macroventuria anomochaeta
Lineage: Eukaryota; Fungi; Ascomycota; Dothideomycetes; Pleosporales; Didymellaceae
Exons: 2
Coding region: 1-1440 (479 amino acids)
Source: RefSeq, a predicted model, not a curated record
AUGAGCGAACUUGCGGAGAAAGUACCUUCUUCUUGGGAGGAGGUCCAGGACUGUCUUCCCGAUUCCUACAAAUGGGACAUCGAAUAUGUCACCACACGUGGUGCGGGUGGGAAUGACACUGGUUGUUGGACAUGUACACCUUUGCAGGGUAGCGAGCCCGAGCAGAUCCCACUCACAAUAGCUGAAGCUCCUGUUGUGCUCCCUGUCGAGCAUCAAUGGCCGCCAAUCGGUGGAGUCAAUCCUCCCCCAGACCCCAGGCCUUCAGCACUGAUAGACUGUCGGACCGAACUGCCCAUGGAUACUAUACGGGAUCUCUUCCUUACCUUUGAAGGUAGUAUGGGCUUCUACGUUCUCAUAAGUGGCCUACUACAGAUCAUCGUUUCUGAUACCUUCGACACUACUUGGGCCUCUUCACAUUUGCCUCACAAGUACGGUGGCCUAAAGGUCUGCUAUAUCACGAAUACAAUGGAGCCUUCUAUGCUCCAAUCUAGUGUGGCAACCGCCCCUCGGGCAGGCUUGUCAAUACAAACGCAAACUUCUCGCUUGUCGAGUGCGACCAGACAAUCUCGAUCGACUCAGUCACUUCAGCUCAAUGACUUUGUCGAAGCUCGAGUAUCAUCGACAUCUCGAGAGAAAUAUGCGGGUAGAAUUGGGUUGAAGGUGUCAAAAGCAGGCCAACCUUACUUGGUGAUGUCUUCUCACGUCAUUACUGAGGCGAUCCUUAGCAAAUCUUUCUUCGGGUUGAAUCGUGAUCCGAUGAAGCGACUCCAAGAGGAUUGGAACAAAAACGCUGAAAUUUGGGCGGGAAACACGAAGAUCGGUACGAUCGAGAAAAGUUUUGACUAUGCCGCAGAGUAUUACCCUACAGGAUUCAAUCACGAUGUCACGUUGAUACGGCCUAGUACGACGGCUUCUGUUGCAGAUAUCGAAUCUCCGAUAGGUGACCUUGGCUGGCUUUGCCGAGAUGCCUGGUCAUCACUCCGCCAGCAACCUUCAGCCGUCAAGAUCCUUGGGCCAACAGAAACCGAUCGGAAGGCAAAAUGCAUCAAAUGCAACACUACCUCCGAGGCCAUCAUCGUGGGCGAAGGCAUAUUCCUCAAUCAAACCGCAGCUGCUGGUGCCAAACCUGCGAAGAGCCAUGAUGUUUCGACAUGGAACAAAUUUGUCUCACGAGCUGUGCUAUACCGCGUGAACCCUGACUUCAACCCACCUAACGGAUACAGUGGCAUUGCGUUAUAUGCGGAUGGCGUAAGGGAAGAUGGGACUCAAGGAUCCGGUAUUAUAGGCUUUCAAAGCUUCGUACAAAGAAGUGGCCACACCCAGAACUUCAAUUUGCCAGAGGGUCCACAUCUGGAGCAAAGGUUGAGAGAAGGGAGAGUAGCGUUCUACGGCGCAUUUCAAGUGCCCGACGAACUUCGCAGAGAGUACAGUAUCUUGUAG